AAGAAAGAAGUGAGGUUGGGGAUUGGGGUUUCAGUGAUGAGCUAUGGUGGGGGUGGUGGGGGGUGGAAUAGCGACCUGGAAAACUUCAAUCUGCGCCGUAUCGCCACCGCCACCGCCACCGCCACCCACAUACAUAUAGAUAUAUAUAUAUAGAGAGAGAAAAAAAAUAGUUACCGAUAUAGGUGCCGCUAAAAGUGGAGCCAAACUGGUCCCCAUAAUUUCAAUCCUCAUCGCUGAUUCCCAAUUCCCCAAAACACCAGCUGAUAUUCUUCUUCUUCUCCUUCUCCUUCUCCUUCUUCUUCUUCUUCUUCCCUGUCUAAUCUUCCCAAUUAUUAUAUAUAUUUUUGUCAUUUCUAUACUUACAGUUUUUUCUCUAUUGUUUUUGUUUUUAAUUUAUUUUUUUCGAUUUGCCUAGGGUUUGUGGGUCCUAUUGAGAGAGGAGAGAAUCCAAGCUCUUCCUCUCUCUAAUUAGGGUUAGGCUUUUUUUUUUUUUUUGGGUUCUGUAUUCUGUUAUGUAAGAUUAUCACAAAUUACGAUCGUUUUGUUCUCUCUCUGUGUAUGUUUUUGUGGCUCUCUCGCUUUUAAACAGAUGACUUGUUUUUCUUGCGGGAGUAGUAAGAAUGUCAAAAAUAUUGAUAUGGACAUUCGCCCAUCUGGGACUCCAGACCGUCAAGAAAAUUCUUUGAGCAGUAAAGGCAAGGCAACUGAUAGCGAAAAGGGCAAUGUAGCCAGAAGCUUCAUGUUCCGCGAGCUUGCCGUGGCAACAAAAAACUUUAGGGAUGCUAAUUUAAUUGGGGAAGGGGGUUUUGGUUGCGUUUACAAGGGCCGCCUAGACUCGGGGCAGCUUGUUGCAGUCAAACAACUUAAUCUCGAUGGGCUCCAAGGAAACCAGGAAUUUAUUGUGGAGGUUCUCAUGUUGAGUCUACUACACCAUCGCAACCUUGUCACCUUGAUCGGCUAUUGCACUGACGGAGAACAAAGACUUUUGGUUUAUGAGUACAUGGCUAUGGGUAGCUUGGAGGAUCAUCUUUUUGAUAUUGAACCCGAUAAAGAGCCACUGAGUUGGAGCACACGAAUGAAGAUUGCUGUUGGUGCUGCUCGGGGUCUCGAGUAUCUCCAUUGUAAAGCAAGUCCACCAGUUAUUUACCGAGACUUAAAAUCUGCCAAUAUAUUGUUGGAUGAAAACUUCAAUCCUAAGCUCUCAGAUUUUGGGCUUGCUAAACUUGGUCCUGUUGGUGACAAUACUCAUGUUUCAACCCGAGUAAUGGGAACAUAUGGAUAUUGUGCCCCAGAGUAUGCCAUGAGUGGCAAGCUGACUCUAAAAUCUGAUAUCUAUAGCUUUGGUGUUGUUCUGUUGGAGUUGAUUACUGGGCGUAAGGCAAUUGACUCCUCUAAAAAGCCCGGAGAGCAGAACCUUAUUGUUUGGUCUCGACCUUUCUUAAAGGACCGGAAGAAGUUCAUUCAGUUGGUUGAUCCCCGGCUCCAAGGGAGCUUCCCUGUCCGUAGUUUGCACCACACAGUUGCUGUUACUGCAAUGUGUCUUCAGGAGCAAGCAAAUUUCCGCCCCGCCAUUGGGGAUAUUGCUGUAGCACUUGAGUACUUGGCCUCUCAAACGAAUAAAGUGUCACGGAUGAGUAUAUCCCACUCUCCCCAACCACCAUCACCUUUGCAUCGGAAAAAUGGCUUAUUUCCUCGAGGAGAAAGUUUUGAAAGUUUUGCUUCCAUUUGAAGAAGGUGGUUGCUAGAAAUUGAAUCACUUUAAUCACUAUAAGGCCCCCAACCUUCUUUAUACUGGGAUUUUGCAUAAUUUGGUUUCAGAAGGUUUUGUGCAAUACAAGGAUUCGUCAAAAAGAGUUGGCCUUGUUGUGAAAGCAUGAGGUGUCAUGCUGUGCUGGGAUUGGAUAUAAUUGUGCUGCAGCUGCAUUCUAUUAUAUAAUAGUUAUAAUUAUAUUAAUUUAUUCUUUAAAUUGAUUUCAUUCAAUGGAAUGUAAUAUGUGUAAAUGCAAAGAUGUUUUUGGUGAGCUCGAUAGGAUUGAUUUUUUUUUUUUGUAAAGAAAAAUUGUCUGGGCUGUAGAGUGUAGGCUAAUUGGCAUGCAAGUUGGCCAGUGGUA
This is a messenger RNA of Camellia sinensis, 2111 nucleotides long. RefSeq names its product putative serine/threonine-protein kinase PBL21. Gene Ontology annotation, biological process: protein phosphorylation. Gene Ontology annotation, molecular function: ATP binding; protein kinase activity. Lineage: Eukaryota; Viridiplantae; Streptophyta; Magnoliopsida; Ericales; Theaceae. The record is from RefSeq and is a predicted model, not a curated record.